AGAGCGGAAGAGUUGCACAGUUGGCUCUGUCGUAGAGAUAGAUUCCCUUGCCAUGGACGGCAUUGCCAGUGAUGUUGCGGUUGGUGUAAAGAGAGGCUCAGAUGAGCUGCUGUCUGGCAGUUUGUAUAAUAGUCCCAACUCAGGGAUGAGCAAUGGCACAUCUAAUGGAAGUGACAGCAAAAAGUUAAGAGUGGAGGACAGAAUGGAUGCUCCACCUUCCCGCGUCCUCCACAUCAGAAAGCUUCCCAACGAGGUCACAGAAACAGAGAUUAUCGCCCUGGGCCUGCCUUUCGGAAAGGUCACAAAUAUCCUCACGCUGAAAGGAAAAAACCAGGCUUUCUUGGAGCUGGGGACAGAGGAAGCGGCCAUGACGAUGGUAAACUACUACACAGCUGUCACGCCUCACGUUCGCAACGUGCCCAUCUACAUCCAGUACUCCAAUCACAAGGAGCUCAAAACAGACAAUGCAGGAAACCAGCGGGCGCAGGCUGUUCUCCAGGCCGUGUCAGCUGUGCAGUCCGGUGGGACUCCUACAUCAGGCUCCACAGCCAGUGAGAGUGCACUUACACCAGCCCCCAGCCCAGUGCUCCGGAUAAUCAUCGACAACAUGUUCUACCCCGUCACUCUGGACGUGCUGCAGCAAAUCUUUUCCAAAUUUGGCACAGUCAUGAAGAUCAUCACAUUCACAAAAAACAAUCAGUUUCAGGCCUUACUGCAGUAUAAUGACCCGGUGAAUGCGCAACAAGCCAAAGUGGCCCUGGAUGGUCAGAACAUAUACAACGCCUGCUGUACUCUACGCAUAGACUACUCAAAGCUUGUCAACCUGAAUGUGAAGUAUAACAACGAUAAGAGUCGGGACUACACCAGACCAGAGCUCCCUGCCGGGGACGGUCAGCCUGCUGUGGACCCCUCUGUAGCCGCUGCCUUCAGCAAGGACUCCAACUCCCUGCUCGGUAAGAUCCCAGAUGGGGUGUUGAAAAAGCGAGUGCUGUGUUUCGGGGGAGAGGAAGAUGAUUGUGUCAUGCCCGUUGCAGGAGCGCUGAGUCCUCUGAGUGCGGCGGCUGCAGCAGCCGCGGCCGCGGGGAGGGUGGCCUUGUCCGGACACUCGGGUGCCAGUGGUGUCCUAUUGGCCAGCAAUCUGAACGAAGAGAUGGUUACGCCCCAAAGUCUGUUUACCCUCUUCGGGGUGUAUGGUGAUGUUCAGAGGGUGAAGAUUCUCUAUAAUAAAAAAGACAGUGCAUUGAUCCAGAUGGCAGAUGCCAAUCAGGCUCAGCUGGCGAUGAGUCAUCUAAAUGGUCAGAAGAUGUACGGGAAGAUUAUCCGGGUGACCAUGUCCAAACACCAGACGGUUCAGCUACCCAGGGAAGGCCUGGACGACCAAGGGCUCACCAAGGAUUUCACCAACUCUCCACUGCAUCGUUUCAAGAAACCCGGCUCCAAGAACUUCCAGAACAUUUUCCCUCCAUCAGCCACUCUUCAUCUGUCAAACAUCCCACCCGACAUAACUGAAGAAGACCUCCGAGUACUCUUCUCCAACUCCGGUGGCACUGUGAAAGCCUUCAAAUUUUUCCAGGAUCACAAGAUGGCUCUUCUUCAGAUGACUACGGUGGAGGAGGCCAUUCAAGCCCUGAUUGACCUCCACAAUUACAACAUGGGUGACAACCACCACCUGAGAGUCUCUUUCUCCAAAUCAACUAUCUGAAAAGAAACUAGGGAAAACCAGCUGCGUCUUUAAGCUUUUUUUUUUUUCUUCUUCUUCUUUUCUUCUUCCUAGCGUUACUUGUUGACUUUCUGGACUCUGGGGACCACAGUUCUUUUUUUUUUCCCUUUUAAUUUUUAUCAGUCAUUCCUUGAGAAAAAUUUUUGAAAAGAAAAAAAAAAAAAAAGAAUUUAAAAAACACAAUCCCUUUGUGAAAAAUGGGAGGAAAUGAAUGUGCAUUGAAGACAUUUUACUCCAUUUUUUUUCCGCCCUGUGCGCUGUUUGUAGACGAGCGUGAUAGACAGGCAGUACAUACCCCCUCCCCCUUUUUCUUCACUAAAAGGAAGGAAUGGAUGACAGUUAGUACCUCCUUUUUACUCUAAUUUCUUGAUAAAAAUAUGUGCCUUACUCGACAGAAUAGCGUAAAACUCUUUUACAUCCAUACAUUUUUCACAGAUCCUUGCAGUCUGCUACUGGGGUAAAAACUAGGUUGUGGUGCGGGACAUUUUGUACUAAAAUGUUGUUCUCUUCUCCGUGUGAUUGUACAGUUUGUCAAGUUUUGUCUCCUGUACACCUGACCUCUUGGUUCCUAUGCUUUUUUCCUCCCCCGUUUCUUAAAACUUUUUUUGUUGUUGUUGUAGAGGUCUGAGGUACAUAGUGAAAUCAACAGUGAACUGUAUAUAACUUGAGAAGAAAAAUCUCUGAUGAGCCUCUUCUAAAGCUUUAAUCCUCGUUUGAAUCCAUACCCUGAUGAAAUUGUCAUUUUAGCUUUCAGGAAGACUAAGUUUAGAUUAGAUGCUGCUUGAGUUUGGCUUCACAGGUGUUCACCUUUCACUCUCCUUAUAUUUGUAUUGCAGUUUCAUUUUUGUUUUUUUUUUUUUGUUUUUUUUUGCUCUUUUAUUUUGUUAUUGUUGACGCUGAACCCAAGGACUUAGGAUGGAUGUGGUUCUCUUUGCAUGUACUGACAAAAUGAGGUAGUUUGGGGAUUUCUGAGUAAAAAAGCAAAAAGAAACAGCUCAUGCGUGUGUUAGAGGAAGUGAACAAACGUAAGCCUACACUCACAUCACAACAAUUGACUGAAGAGGGACAACCUGGAGGGACCAAAGUGAAUGUGCCUUGAGUCUUAAUUUAAAUGACAUUUUGGGGGGAAAAUUCCAUCAGUGUCCUCAUUUUUUUUUUUAUUUCCAAAAAAAACAAAAGGCGCGACCCCCCCCCCCCCCCCCCCAAGUCAGAUUGUGAAAUUUAUUUUACGGUUAAUUUCGGACAGCUCAUCUUGUUUUGUGUUCUUUCACCUUUCACUACCCAGACCAAUGCAAAUUAGGUUCUUUGCCUGUUAAAGAAAAUGGGUCAUGUAUAUUUUCAUAUUAGUGGAAUUUUUACAUCUUUAGAAUUGUAAGAUUCGGUAUUGUUUGGACGCGGCACAAUUAAAAGAUAAUUUUCUAACAAAG
Chanos chanos (milkfish) is the source of this 3147-nucleotide messenger RNA. RefSeq names its product polypyrimidine tract binding protein 2a (gene ptbp2a). The transcript is spliced from 14 exons. Bases 53 to 1702 code for a protein of 549 amino acids. NCBI's taxonomy places the organism in Eukaryota, Metazoa, Chordata, Actinopteri, Gonorynchiformes, Chanidae. The record is from RefSeq and is a predicted model, not a curated record. Gene Ontology annotation, molecular function: RNA binding. Gene Ontology annotation, cellular component: nucleus. Gene Ontology annotation, biological process: mRNA processing.